AUGCGCAGCGGCGGGAGGCAGGAGAACCCGGGCGGCGGCGAGGGGCCUGCGGAGGGAGGAGACUACCUGGUGGGACAGGUGGCCGACAGCCUGGGCCGCGGCGGAGGCGGCGGCGGCGGCACCGGGCGGCUGGCGGCCCUCUUCAGCCCCCGGGAGCCGCAGCGCCCCCCCGUGUACGUGCCGGUGCCCAAGGAAACCACCAAAAAAAGGCAACGGGAAGAAGAGGAGGAGGAGGAAGAAAGUCCGGCCCUCACUGGAAGCCCCCGUGUGCAAGAACCUGCCAAAAAAGCGAAAGUGAAGAAACUUUCCGGUGCCCAGAAGAGAUUGGCAGACAGAGAAAAUGCUCUAGCAAGCGCUGACUUAGAGGAAGAAACUCACCAGAAACCAGGGCAGAAAAGGAAAGCUUCUCAAUCUGGUGUUCUAGUGGCAGAUAAACAAGUCCUUGCUGAUGAGGAUCACACAGCUGUCAAUCAGAGGAAGAAAAUUCAAGUCAACCAGGAAGAAGAGAGGCGAAAGAAUGAGAGAACCGUGUUUGUGGGCAAUUUGCCUGUCACGUGCAAUAAGAAGAAGCUGAAGUCGUUCUUUAAGGAGUUCGGGCCGAUAGAAUCCGUGCGAUUUCGUUCCGUGAUUCCAGCAGAAGAAACGAUGUCCAAAAAGUUGGCUGCCAUAAAGCGUAAAAUUCAUCCUGAUCAGAAAAAUAUUAACGCGUACGUAGUAUUUAAGGACGAGAGUGCUGCCGCUAAAGCACUGAACAGAAAUGGGGCCCAAAUCGCCGAUGGAUUCCGUAUUCGAGUUGACCUAGCAUCGGAGACCUCAUCUAGGGACAGGCGCUCGGUGUUUGUGGGCAAUCUCCCGUACAGAAUCGAGGACUCCGCGGUGGAGGAGCACUUUGUGGACUGCGGGGACAUCGUGGCCGUGAGGAUCGUCAGAGACCCGCUCACCGGCGUCGGCCGCGGGUUCGGCUACGUGCUCUUCGAGAAUAAAGAUGCUGUUCACCUUGCUCUGAAACUAAAUAAUUCCGAACUGAUGGGAAGAAAACUCAGAGUCAUGCGCUCUGUUAAUAAAGACAAAUUAAAACAAAGCUCCAAUCCCAGUUUGAAGAAUGUCAGCAAACCUAAGAAGGGACUUAAUUUUGCUUCCAAAAAUGGAGGACAUUCUAAAAGUUUAUUUAUUGGAGAAAAGGCUGUUCUCACCAAGAAGAAAAAGAAAGGACAGAAGAAAAGUGGACAAACGAAGAAGCAGAAAAAUCAGAAAUAG
Molecule: messenger RNA, 1257 nt
Organism: Pipistrellus nathusii (Nathusius's pipistrelle)
Lineage: Eukaryota; Metazoa; Chordata; Mammalia; Chiroptera; Vespertilionidae
Source: the annotation of a GenBank genome assembly